UUCAAAUCUCUCUCUCUCCUCUCUCGUUCUCUCUCUCUCUCUGAGCAGUACUGUCUGAGCCCUCAAUUGGUUUUCCAUGGAUCAUUGUCAUCGCCAGAUUUAGCAGUGUUCCCAGGCUCUCUCUGGCAUCCAUUGUGAAAGAGAGAUGCUUCUGAGAUCGAUCUAUGGAUUGGGAGGCUAACCUUCCGGCCCCACCUGCUCCACCGCCAUCAUCAUCCACCAAGAACAGCCUCGUCCGUCCAAUCAACAACCCCGACUUCAACCUCUCCCGUUCUUUCACCUCUACGACGUCUUCUUCCUCCUCGUCUUCAUCCCCGGGCUUCGCCCGGAAUGUUCAGGCUGCCUUCAAGCGCCACCGUCCUCUCGGUACAACGCAUUUGAAUAACAUAAGACCAAGGCGCAUGUUGGUUCCUCAAAGAGAAACAUCGAAAGACUCAUCUAGAAAUCUGGGUUCUAUGGAGUUCUCUAGGAAGAACCAAGAUGAGAUUUUGGAAAGUCGAGGUCUUGCAGUUGCAGAGUGCGGGGGAAAUAUAGUAAAUACCGUUCUUGUUGUAGACCAAAAUCAUAUAGAUGCUUCAAUCACACCGCCUUUCAUGUCUGGCACCAUUACAAAUACAUAUGAAGAGAGCAUUAAACCUUUUGAUUUUCAGAGAGAUCAACCCAGAUUCAGUGCUGACCAUAAAACCAAUGAUGUAAAGUCUCAACAUCUUCCUAUGGUUGACACUCAAAAGAAGGUGAAGUUUUCGUUGACAACCAAUGCGGGAUCUCAGGGGGCCGAAGACAGAAUGGCCACUGGAACAGACAACUUACCAUCUCAUAUGGGUUCACUUGCAUUGACAGAAAUGGACCAGCAUGCUAGUAAUCAACCAGAGGCUAUGGCUGCUAUCAGUCAUGAGUUGGACCAUCAAAAUUCUCACAACAUAGAAGCAGAUAUUAGUUUGAGGUCUGAUGGAGCAAAAUUUUCUUUGUUCACAAAGAAAAUGAUGGAACUUCAGGAUCAUCAAUGCAGAAACUCUUUACCUGGUGACAUGAGCCACCCCAUGACUCAAUCUUCAGUUGUUGGGUCCUCUUGCACUACAACAACGUUCGUCAAUUCAGCUUCUGCUCCCUUGGUUAAUUCAAUGACACAUGGUUCACAACUGCUUCAAAGUAGACAAUCUAAUGUGCCUGUAGAAUCUAUAGGAGAUUGCAAUGUGAGUUCUCAACUUGUGUCACUUGGAAAUCUGGUUCAACAACCUUCCAUUCCUUCAUCUAAGUGCUCCAGCAAAAUCUCAGCUGAUCGGACAGCUGCUGAAGCCCUCAUGGAAAUUAAAGAGUAUGACCUGGCCAGGGAGCCACAAGACAGUGGGCCAGUGAAGGGUAACUUCCAAAAAGAUCCUUCCCGUAUAGAUGAAAAAUCAAACAAAGGGAAAGCUCUUACAAGUGAUGUUUCUGACUUGCAAUGUCAACCAUCAUUGUCCAAAAACCAGUCCUCAGAUGUGAAGCCUUCUAAAUCGGAUAAACAAGAAAAAAGUGAAAGUGGUAAAACAGCACCACGAAAAAGAAAUUAUGAUCCUGACUUAUUUUUUAAAGUAAAUGGGAAGCUCUAUCAAAGGCUUGGGAAGAUAGGUACUGGUGGAAGUAGUGAGGUUCAUAAAGUCAUUUCAUCGGAUUGCAAAAUCUAUGCUUUGAAGAAAAUCAAGCUUAAAGGCCGUGAUUAUGCUACUGCUUAUGGAUUUUGUCAGGAGAUUCUGUACCUAAACAAGCUGAAGGGAAAGAACAACAUCAUACAACUUAUUGACUAUGAGGUGACAGAUAAGACUUUACUCCAGGAAGUUAUGAAUGGUUCCAUGAGUAACAAGGAUGGUAGAGUCAAGGAAGAUGGGUGCAUAUACAUGUUGCUUGAAUAUGGUGAAAUUGAUUUGGCUCACAUGCUGUCCCAGAAAUGGAAGGAAAUGGACAGCACUAAUUCAACCAUAAAUGAGAACUGGCUUCGUUUUUAUUGGCAGCAAAUACUAUUAGCUGUCAACACCAUACAUGAGGAACGAAUAGUGCAUUCGGAUUUAAAGCCGGCUAAUUUUCUUCUUGUCAGGGGUUCACUGAAACUGAUAGACUUCGGCAUUGCAAAAGCCAUAAUGAGUGAUACAACUAACAUUCAAAGGGAUUCACAGGUGGGUACAUUGAGUUACAUGUCUCCUGAAGCAUUCAUGUGCAACGAAACAGAUGCCAAUGGAAAAAUCAUAAAAUGUGGCCGCCCAUCAGAUAUCUGGUCCCUUGGUUGCAUCCUUUACCAAAUGGUGUAUGGAAGAACGCCCUUCUCAGAGUACAAGACUUUCUGGGCCAAGUUCAAAGUCAUUACUGACCCAAACCAUGAAAUCACCUAUGAACCGCUUGCCAAUCCAUGGCUUAUCGAUCUCAUGAAGAAGUGCCUUGCAUGGGAAAGGAAUGAGAGGUGGAGGAUUCCUCAGCUACUUCAACACCCUUUUCUGGUUCCCCCAAUCCAACCACAAUUGCCUUGUUUUUCUCGAGACAAAAGCCUUCAACUGCUUCAGUUGAUUGCUGAAUCUUGCGCAAAUAACCAGAGAGCUUUGUCGCUGUGCGAUCAGCUUCAGGAACUAUUGGAGAAUCCCAGACCAGAAACGGUGUCUCAGGUAUCUAUUUCACAAGAUGAAACAAUGUAACAUGAUCUGUAAUAUCCCAAGUACUUAGCUUUCAACUCGGAGAACAGUUUGCAGACCAAGCAAAAUAGUGGGAAAAUGUCCACCUUUCACGAGGAGGAUUUGGUGCCAGGCAGCAUUUUUUGUUCGCUCGAUCACCUUCUUACUCUUUUAUGGUGUUUUUUCCGACUGGCUUUCCCCAUUUCUCUCGGUGUAGAAAUUGUCUCCUGCUGCUUGUGCAUGCUAGGUUUAGUUUCUUGGUUUUUUCUCCCUAUGUUGCAUCUGAUUCCUGUAAAUUUUGGAAUUGCAUUGAUUGUGUGGUCCAUAUAACCAUGUAAAAUUCACCGCGUUGUACUCCCAACCUGAACAAUUUUGCACCAAAAUUAUGCAUUGGUUUUCUUAUUGAUUGGCA
This is a messenger RNA of Diospyros lotus (date-plum), 3048 nucleotides long. RefSeq names its product serine/threonine-protein kinase MPS1. NCBI's taxonomy places the organism in Eukaryota, Viridiplantae, Streptophyta, Magnoliopsida, Ericales, Ebenaceae. Gene Ontology annotation, cellular component: spindle; kinetochore; nucleus. Bases 165 to 2660 code for a protein of 831 amino acids. Gene Ontology annotation, molecular function: protein serine/threonine/tyrosine kinase activity; protein serine/threonine kinase activity; ATP binding. The transcript has 6 exons. The record is from RefSeq and is a predicted model, not a curated record. Gene Ontology annotation, biological process: protein localization to kinetochore; chromosome segregation; mitotic spindle assembly checkpoint signaling.